Branchiostoma floridae (Florida lancelet) is the source of this 782-nucleotide messenger RNA. Its product is annotated as tripartite motif-containing protein 3-like. Lineage: Eukaryota; Metazoa; Chordata; Leptocardii; Amphioxiformes; Branchiostomatidae. Bases 326 to 730 code for a protein of 134 amino acids. The transcript has 2 exons. The record is from RefSeq and is a predicted model, not a curated record. Gene Ontology annotation, biological process: positive regulation of DNA-templated transcription. Gene Ontology annotation, molecular function: metal ion binding; ubiquitin-protein transferase activity. Gene Ontology annotation, cellular component: nucleoplasm; chromatin.
AACGGAGUCCUGCGACCAAUAAGACCGGUCCCUAAGCAUGAGUGACAGGUAGUUUACCCUUGAUCAUUAUCGGCCCGUUUCCCGUCAAGUAAAAAACGGAAAGAAAAACACUUUCGGAGCGAUCUUUCAAAAAACGCGAUCGGGUGUGUCGCGCGGGGAAAAGAAAUCGUGCCAAUUAUCGCAUUUGUUCCAGCAUUUGCACAGGCAGUGAGUCACGGCGCGUGUUUUGAUAACCCGAUGACUAAACAAGUCUCCCUCCCUCACACACACACAGUGCGCCUAUACAGCCUACAGGCAGUUCAGUUCCCCCAUUGAUGGAUCCAACAUGGCGGCGGCCCGCGAAGCAGUGAGCCUCCAGACCAAACUAACGGACGAUUUCUUGGUCUGUGCCAUCUGUAUGGACACGUUCGUCCGCCCGAAAGUGUUACCGUGCCAGCACCGAUUCUGUGCGGCGUGUCUGACGAGCUACGCGGCCGGGAGAAGCCAGUUCCCGUGCCCGCUGUGCCAGCAGUGGGUAGACCUGCCGUGGGGAGGGGUGGACGCUCUGCCCGUAGACUUCCUCGUCAACAGCCUCGUUGAAGCCGUGCGGGAAUCUGAAGAUGCGGAAUCCCGGAAAGGAUGCGACGUCCACGGCGAAGCAGUGUCGUUAUACUGUCGAGACUGCGAGGCCACUGUGUGCCCCACAUUUUCCAACUGGAAAAACUGCUAUACAUUUAUUUUGUUUGUUUGAAUUCUUUGCAGGGAAUCUGAAGAUGCAGAGGCCCGUAAGGGUGUGACGUCCA